AGAGAGAGGGCGGGACAGGCAAAAGUCUACUAGUGGACACCUCCAAAGUUCCAACUGUCCCAACACUGGGACAUUCCUUUACACGGGUCGCCCUCUGAAUAAAACCCAGCAUGCCUGGUAAUGUUUGUCAUAGGGUGGUAAUAAUGUAUGUAAUACGGCUGUGAUAAGGUAUGACGCUCUAUAUUUACGUUAGUGUGGGCUACACAUGUCAUUUGAACUUCAGCACAGCUCUCGGCAGUGUUCUGUGUGGAUAGAAAUGUGAUUUGCUUAGUGGGAUUGCCCUUCGAGUUUGCUCCACCCAAAGAGGAUAUGGGCUGUUGGAGCAGGGACUGGGUUAUGUUGCCAAAAAAAAGAGCCGUUAGCUGAAGUUGCUGAACUAUUGGAAAGCCAUGCUGAGAAGUUCGGGGGUAAAGUCCUAUUUGAGUUUUAAUCACAUGGCAUUUUAAGAAUGCUUCAAAGAUGGCGGUAGCUACAGUAAUAUCGGGGAACCGAGUAGAAAAAAGUGGAUUUUUAGAGGUUUUAGUGAGGGACCGAUGGCACAAUGUUUUGGCCAACUUGAACGGAGAAGCUCUAACGUUGAGUUGCGAGGACCUGGGAGAGAAUGUGACCCUAAACGGCCUCACCAAUGGAUCUUACGGGUGCAACGCAACUCAACCGGAUCACACAAACAGUCCGAAAACUGCGGUGAGGACAGCUUUCACGGAUUUACAGGAGCAAGUCCCAGAGGCGAUCGCAAACAGAAAAAGAUGUGUGAAAGUAAUAAAGCAAGAGGUAGGAGGACUCGGCAUCAGCAUAAAGGGAGGAAAAGAGAAUAAAAUGCCGAUACUUAUUAGUAAGAUCUUCAAAGGUCUGGCUGCGGAUCAAACCCAAGCCUUGUAUGUCGGUGACGCGAUUCUGUCCGUGAACGGUGUGAACCUGCGGGACGCUACGCAUGACGAGGCGGUGCAGGGGCUCAAACGAGCCGGGAGAGAGGUGACGCUAGAAGUGAAGUACAUGAGAGAAGCCAGCCCCUAUGUGAAGAAGGGUUCUCCUGUGUCAGAGAUAGGCUGGGAGACGCCCCCACCUGAGUCCCCGAGGCUGGGUAGCCCCCACUGUGACGUCCCCAUCAGCCCCACCAUGUCCCUACAGGGGGACAGGAGGUACAUCCCCUUAAAGAUGUGUUACGUGUCCAGGAGCAUGACGUCUCCAGACCCUGGAAACAGGCAGUUAGAGCUGCACUCUCCGGACGCCAAGCAUACGGUGGUGUUACGGUGUAGAGACACAGCCUCGGCCCAGGCCUGGUUCGAGGUCAUGCAGUCGGCGACCUCUAACCUCAUCCACAAGGUCAUCACAGAGGUCAAAGAGCACACGGGAAGAACAGGAAUCGCAGGGAGCAGAGAGAUCAGACACUUGGGCUGGCUGGCUGAGAAGACAGAGAAUGAGAAGAAGCAGUGGAAGCCAGUGCUGGUGAUGGUGACAGAGAAAGACCUGCUCCUCUAUCACAGCCUUCCACGCAUGAAGGCUUCCUGGCACAGCCCUGCACACACAUACCCACUGUUAGCUACACGGCUGGUGCACUCUGGUCCCGACCGAGGCUCUCCCCAGCCGGGCGUGGAGCUGUCCUUCGCCACACGUACGGGAACCAGACUGGGCAUCGAGGCCCACCUGUUCAGAGCUGAGACCUGUCAGGACCUUUCACUGUGGACCAGGCACAUUGUUACGGGCUGUCACUCCUCUGCCCAGAUGAUCAAAGAAGUCACUACCAGCUGUGUGUACAAGGGCCAGGAGUGCAGGCUGGUGAUCCACUACGAGCAGGGCUUCUCUGUCCUGGCUGAGCAGAAGGGGGAGGACCAGGUGGACCAGGGGAACCAGAACCAAGCCAAACCUCUCCUCUGCUACCCCUUCGAACGCCUCAAGAUGUCCUCCGACGACGGGGUCAGGAUGCUCUUCCUGGAUUUCAGUGGAAAAGAGGGUGAAAUUCAGCUGGACCUCCACUCGUGCCCAAAGCCUAUCGUCUUCAUCCUCCACUCAUUCCUCUCGGCAAAGAUCGCCAGACUCGGCCUGGUAGCAUAAAGGUUCUGUUUACCACCAACGGACCACAAGGACUGAACUGUUCCAGACUUCUAGAGUGGAGUGUCCCGGAGUUCCACAGUGGAGUGUACAGAACAGAGGAGGACAUGGCUGAUAACUGAACUACAAGAACAAGGACUGUGAUGUGCAGUGAACUAGACACAGGAUCUACCCUGAUUCAAAGUCCACACAAACAGCUCAAAAUGAAUGGAUCAUGUUUCAAAAAACUGGAACGAGUUGUUUUGUGUAUUUAUAGAAACACAGGCAUUACUGAUGACAUCAUAGUGAGAGAUCAGUUACAACAGAAGUUGUUUUGUGUAUUUAUAGAAACACAGGCAUUACCGAUGACAUCAUAGUGAGAGAUCAGUUACAACAGAAGAAGUUGUUUUGUGUAUUUAUAGAAACACAAGGCAUUACCGAUGACAUCAUAGUGAGAGAUCAGUUACAACAGAAGAAGUUGUUUUGUGUAUUUAUAGAAACACAAGGCAUUACCGAUGACAUCAUAGUGAGAGAUCAGUUACAACAGAAGAAAUUGUUUUGUUCAAAUCGUCGUUAAGCUGUACAAGAACAAUAAUCUAUUGUUUUGGUACUAAAAACAUACUGGAAGUAUGAUCUAUCUAGCAUCCAUCCAUCCUACGCUAAUUGUUUAUUCGGCAAUCUCUGUCUGCAAAUAAUUCAGCGAUUACUGUUAACUUAAAUGAAAAAGUUACGGUGAAAAAGAUUGUAAAGGCUGCUUGAAAAUGUAAAUUGUCCUACGCCUUUGGCAGCUAUUAUAAUUCAAGGCUUAGUUUUAUUUGAUCUCUGUUAAUGAUGCACAUAAAUGACAUAUUUCUGGAU
This is a messenger RNA of Oncorhynchus kisutch (coho salmon), 2886 nucleotides long. Its product is annotated as beta-1-syntrophin. The record is from RefSeq and is a predicted model, not a curated record. The transcript has 7 exons. Bases 460 to 2052 code for a protein of 530 amino acids. Gene Ontology annotation, cellular component: intracellular anatomical structure; dystrophin-associated glycoprotein complex; synapse. Gene Ontology annotation, molecular function: structural molecule activity; protein binding. NCBI's taxonomy places the organism in Eukaryota, Metazoa, Chordata, Actinopteri, Salmoniformes, Salmonidae.